UGGCUCGUUCUGCAGCGCAGCUGUCAGUCAGCAGAAGAAUGAGGAAACAUAAAGUGAGCUCCUCCUCCCGCUGGUGUGUCUGAGGUCGAUCAUUUAAAGGACUUGGAUGAAGGAAGAGGAUCCAACAUGUCAUGACUGACCUCGGAUCUACACUUCAGACCUGGUUUUAGUGAGUCUCUCUCCCGCAGGUCCGGCAUGGAUCCCCGCUGUCAGGACUGGAUGUCGGGUCUCCCGGAGGAGCUGUGGGACGUUCCCCUGACUAACCUGGCCAUACCCGGGAGCCAUGACACCAUGAGCUACUGUCUGGACAUCAACUCCCCGUUGAUCCCGUCUGAACCGGACACCUUCAGGCUCCUGGACGGACUUUUCUACUGUUUCACCAGACCUGCCAUCUUUAAAUGGGCCACAACACAGGACAAAAGCAUCGAGGAGCAGCUUUCGAUGGGGAUUCGAUACUUCGAUCUGCGUAUCGCUCACAAACCCAACGACUCAUCCAGAGACCUGUACUUCACACACGUCAUAUACACACAUUUAACCGUUUUGGAAACACUGUCGUCUGUGGCCGUCUGGCUGACGUCUCACCCAAAGGAGGUCGUUAUUCUGGCUUGCAGCCAUUUUGAGGGAAUCGACGACAGACUCCAUCAGUCGUUCAUUUUCUCUCUGAAGAAGCUUUUCGGAUCAAGACUCUGCCCCCAGAAGGAAGCAGUCCUGACCCUGCGGAGCCUGUGGACGUCUGGUUACCAGGUCGUCCUGUCCUACGACUCCCAGUUUGCAGCGAGACAUGCAGAGCUGUGGCCCCCCAUCCCUUACUGGUGGGCCAACCAGCGCACAGCGCAGGGAGUCACCAGCUACCUGGACUGGAACAAAGACCUGGGACGUCCAGAGGGCUUCUUCGUCUCCGGCCUGAACCUCACAGCUGACAGGUUUUACAUCGCCGAGCACCCCAAGCAGUCUCUGCGGACGCUGACCUUCAGUAACUGGGAGGGUUUGAGGACGUGGCUGGAGGAGCAGGAACCAGGAUCAGACCCCAAGAGCCUCAACAUCAUCGCAGGAGACUUUGUGGGUCCACUUCCUCUCUGCUCUCUGGUCAUCGCACUGAACCAGAAACUACUGCGGAAGAAGGCCGUCAAAUGUUAGACUACAAAGAGACAGAAGAUGAGCAGAAACUGACACAAUAGAAAAUAACCAACAUGACACAAAGAUGACUGGAGAGAUGCACUAUGACCAAAAGACCACACAAAGACCGAAUACUGCUACAAAGAGAUGCAAUAUGACCAAAAUGACACACUGGACCAGAAACGGAAGAACGCCGUCAAAUGUUAAAAAAACAUUUUAUUCCACAGGAGCUGAAACCAAAUGACCUUCUGAAUACACGAUGUCCUCGUCUCAGUUCUUGUGUCCGUUCAGAAGCGUCUACAUGACGAGUUCUAACAUUCAGUUUUUAUUCCACCUGAAAACAUUGUGUGUGUUGUGACUCUACAGCUCUGAUGUGCAAUAUGUUGACAAGAAUGUACAUCAUUCUUUAAUAAAAUUAUACUGUCAAAUAUUUUAUUUUAUUAUCCAAUACACAGUCUAUAUGUCUGUGGUUCAGUUUGCAGUAAUGAGUUUCCAGAGUACCAUAAUAUCUACACAGAGAGGUGUUGUCCACUAAUAGAUCAGUUGAUUUAAUUAACAAAGAAUGACAGAAAAAGAAAAGUAAACAUUUAUUUCUUGGAAAUAAAUUAUUCAGCAUGAAAAAAAAGCAUAAAGAACGACUAAUCUGAGCCGUCUAAUCGUCUAAGAGACGGCAGCCUUAUCAGGAUGCUAACAUUUAGCUAGCUCUGGCUAACGCUACACUCUCGGUUCUUUCUCGUCUCCGUGGAGAGCUGCACAUGCUCAGUAGGGACCAGGGAGCCAGUGACACGUGUUGUUGUUCCUGUGUGGCAUAAAUGAGCCGAUAAAUCAUUGGAAGGCUGCAGCAGGACGGAUCCCUCUCUUCUCCGUCAUCUCCCCGUGAACAUUUUCCUGUAGCGUCCGUGAGCGGCGGCGCCGAUGAUGACCUUGACGACGGCCGAGCCUUCAUCCGCGUUCACCUGCACGUCCUGAACGGCGGCCUCCUUGUACAGCCAACUGUGGACGGAGACGCACGUUAGCCAUCUUAUUUAAAAAAAAAAAAAAAAAAAAAAACGAAACGCAGCAGCGAGGACGGCCGUCACCUUAACUGAGGAGAGCUGAGGUCAACGCUGAGCUCUAACACGCGUUUCCCCGUCGACUUCACGAUCUCUUCCUCCACUGCCGUCCUCAGGCGGUCCAGACCUCGCUGCUCCAGGGCUGAGAUGGGCAGAGCGUCCGGCUCAGACAGCUGAUAGCUGAGACAGAAAACUCUCAGUUCACACAGAGAGGCUGUAUACGUACGGUAUAUUAGGACAAUU
Anarrhichthys ocellatus (wolf-eel) is the source of this 2411-nucleotide messenger RNA. RefSeq names its product phospholipase C, X domain containing 1, tandem duplicate 2 (gene plcxd1.2). Gene Ontology annotation, biological process: lipid metabolic process. NCBI's taxonomy places the organism in Eukaryota, Metazoa, Chordata, Actinopteri, Perciformes, Anarhichadidae. The transcript has 6 exons. The record is from RefSeq and is a predicted model, not a curated record. Bases 196 to 1137 code for a protein of 313 amino acids. Gene Ontology annotation, molecular function: phosphoric diester hydrolase activity.